Messenger RNA from Drosophila kikkawai, 2126 nucleotides. RefSeq names its product arginine--tRNA ligase-like protein (gene ArgRS). The record is from RefSeq and is a predicted model, not a curated record. Gene Ontology annotation, cellular component: cytoplasm. NCBI's taxonomy places the organism in Eukaryota, Metazoa, Arthropoda, Insecta, Diptera, Drosophilidae. Gene Ontology annotation, biological process: arginyl-tRNA aminoacylation. Gene Ontology annotation, molecular function: ATP binding; arginine-tRNA ligase activity.
UCGCAGUGCGUCCACACUGUAAGUCAUCCAUGUGGCAUCCUUGUUGUGAUUUGGCAGAGAAGUGAAGACAAAAAUUAAGAAACAUGUCGGAGCUAAACAUAGAGUUGAAGAAACUCAGGGAACUGGAACUGAAAACGAAUGGACUAGCUACCCGGCUAAAUUCUGGCACGUCUGAUCAGCUCGACGGCGACUUGGUUCAGCUGCAAAUUGAAAAUAAAAAGCUGAAGCACCGACUGCAGAUUAUCAACAAGUCCAUUGCUGAAGAAUCAACAGGUGCAAAUAGUUGUGCAAAUUGCUCGAUCACCGAGCAUUUGGAGAGUGUGUUUGCGCAAGCAAUCGCACUGGCGUAUCCGGAAUACAGCAAGACUCCUGUGCUGAUAGCUCCCGUCAAUACUGGAUCGGCGAAAUUCGGCGACUAUCAGUGCAACAAUGCCAUGGGCUUGGCGAAGAAGUUCAAGGAGGCCGGCAUCAAUAAGUCCCCGCGUGAAAUAGCCACCGAGUUGCAGCGACACUGCCCUUCAUCGCCCCUUAUAGACAAGCUCGAAGUGGCCGGAGCAGGCUUUGUGAAUGUUUUUCUAAGCAAGGCAUUUGCAGCAGAAGCACUGAGCAGCAUGUUGCGGGACGGCAUUAAACCGCCAUCGGUGCCAAGGAAGCGUGUUUUGGUCGACUUUUCGUCGCCGAACAUUGCCAAGCAAAUGCAUGUUGGUCACUUGCGUUCCACAAUAAUUGGUGAAUCGAUUUGCCGCCUGCUGGAGUUCCUGCAACACGAUGUGUUGCGCAUCAAUCACCUUGGCGAUUGGGGAACACAGUUUGGCAUGUUGAUUGCCCAUUUGGAAGAUCGCUUUCCCAAUUAUCUGAACGAGAGUCCGCCCAUUCAUGAUUUGCAAUUGUUCUACAAGGAAUCGAAACUGCGUUUCGACGAGGACGAGGAAUUCAAGAAGCGUGCCUAUAGUCGCGUGGUGUCCCUCCAAAACGGCACUCCGAACUCCAUUAAAGCCUGGGAACUGAUCUGUAAUGUUUCGCGAAAGGAGUUCCAAACGAUUUAUGAGCGUUUGGAUGUAACCAUCCAGGAGCGUGGUGAGUCAUUCUAUCAAUCCCGUAUGCUGUCCGUGGUGGAGCUUCUGCGGUCAAAGCAUUUACUGGAAACGGAUGAUGGACGGGAGAUUAUGUGGCCGGACGAGACCAAGACGGGAAUUCCCCUGACAAUCGUCAAGUCAGACGGCGGCUUCACCUAUGACACCUCGGAUAUGGCAGCUAUCCGCCAUCGUGUGGAAGAGGAGAAAUGCACCUGGAUAAUCUAUGUGGUGGAUGCUGGACAGAGCACACAUUUCAAUACCAUAUUUAAGGCUGCCGAACGGUGUGCUAUUCUGAAUCCAUCCGUCCACCGCGUCGACCACGUCCAGUUCGGUGUGGUGCUUGGCGAGGACGGCAAGAAGUUCAAGACGCGAUCCGGCGAUACCGUUAAGUUAUCCGACCUGCUUGACGAGGGCAUGAAGCGUUCGUUGCAGCAAUUGGAAAGUCGUGGACGCGAAAAGGUACUCACUCCUCAGGAGCUUAAGGACGCCCAGGAGGCUGUGGCCUACGGAUGCAUCAAAUACGCCGAUCUGCGCCAUAAUCGGGUUGGCGACUAUAUCUUUUCGUUCGAUAAGAUGCUGGACGAUCGUGGUAACACUGCCGUUUACCUACUGUACACAUACACACGCAUUUGCUCAAUUGCCCGAAACUCUGGUGAAGAUUUUACCGAUGUGGCCAAGGUGCUGAGCACCGUUAGCAUUGAAUUGGGCCACGAAAAGGAGUGGAAGCUGGCGAAGACUCUUUUGAAAAUGCACGACAUAUUUAUCAAGUGUUCCAAGGAGCUCUUCCUGCAUUUCUUGUGUGAAUUCUGCUAUGAGGUAUGCGCUGUGUUUACCGAGUUCUACGACAGUUGUUAUUGCAUCGAACGAAACAAGGCUGGCGAGAUUAUCGGAGUGAAUCGCAGUCGAAUUCUGCUGUGCGAGGCCACAGCGGCCGUAUUGAGGCAGAGCUUUCAUAUUUUGGGCUUGAAGCCCGUUGUGAAAAUGUAGGGAUUUCAUAUUCAAAUAAUGGACUAAAGGAUUGUAAACGAAUAAAGCCAACCAACCGAUUAA